Messenger RNA from Physella acuta, 2925 nucleotides. Its product is annotated as dnaJ homolog subfamily B member 12. NCBI's taxonomy places the organism in Eukaryota, Metazoa, Mollusca, Gastropoda, Physidae. Gene Ontology annotation, molecular function: Hsp70 protein binding. Gene Ontology annotation, biological process: cellular response to misfolded protein. The record is from RefSeq and is a predicted model, not a curated record. Gene Ontology annotation, cellular component: endoplasmic reticulum membrane.
GUGUUACAUAUGCGGUUGUGGUUGCUUUUGCCGUCAUCAAAAUGGACGGCAAUAAAGAUGAAAGUGAGAGGUGUAUCACUAUUGCCUUACAAUGUAUUUCUAAUGGACAGAAAGAAAAGGCUAAGAAAUUUCUUUUAAAAGCCCAGAGACUGUUUCCAACAAAGAAAGCGUCGGACCUGUUACAAACGCUUGAGCAUGCUACAUCAAAUGGUGACACCAAAGCAGAAGAUACAACUACACGCCAAAGAAAACAAAGUAAUUCAAAGGCAAGUGAUAAGGAAAAGACUAAAGGAGCUAAUCAUGUUGCGGAUUACACACCUGAACAAAAAGCAGCUGUCAAAAGGAUUAAUAACUGUAAUGAUGUUUAUGAGGUUUUGGAAUUGCCUAAAGAUUUUACUGAAUCAGAUCUGAAGAAAGCAUACAGAAAGUUAGCUCUUCAGAUGCACCCAGAUAAAAAUAAAGCUCCUGGUGCUACAGAAGCGUUUAAAGCUGUAGGUAAAGCUUAUAGCAUUCUCAGUGAUAAAGAGAAAAGAAGACAGUAUGAUUUAUAUGGCCCUGAAAUGCAACCUAGUCGACCAUCACGACAUGAAGAGGAUUCACAUGGUUUUGAAGGUGAUAUAUCUCCUGAGGAACUUUUUAAUAUGUUUUUUGGAGGCGCCUUUCCCACAGGAAAUAUUAAUAGGCGGCAUACAACUAACGCAAGGAGACAACAAUUCUAUACAUACAGAGAAAACCAGCAGUCAGAGAGUGGACUCACUUUGUUUUUUCAACUUGCACCGAUUUUAUUGCUUAUUGUGUUGUCUUUGAUGAGCAGUUUCCUUGUUAGUGAUGCUGUAUUCAGUUUACAGCGAACAGACAAAUACAGUGUAGAAAUGAAAACUCAAAACUUAAAAGUAACCUUCUAUGUUAAAGAGGAUUUUCGUGUAGAAUUUAAAUCUGACCUUAGGAGGAUAGAAAGGGCUGUUGAAGAGGAAUAUAUUGGGCAGCUUCGAAGCAAUUGUUUUAGAGAAAGAAAUUACAGGGAAAACAUGAUGUGGAGAGCAAGAAACUAUGGAGAUGCAAAGUUGUAUCAGAAGGCUGUGGAUAUGACUACACCAUCUUGUGAUAAUUUACAGAAAGUUUAUUCAUGAUGUGGAAUGCUUGGUUGUGCAUGAGAUUUGCCUUUAUUUUUCUAUGUAUAUUAUAUCUUGGUAUUUAAUUUUUGAUUAGCAAGUAUUCCAUUUGAUCUGGAUAAGAAUGGCUGGUACAUAGAAAUUUUAAUCAGUGAAAGAAUGUUGUCAAAGUAAUGUUUAUGUUCUCAAGUUUUGUUUUGAAUAGUUUUAAAAAAAUGUUUAAAUGGGCAAAAGUGGCUGAGUGAAUGAGGCAAGCUGUCAUUUUUUUUUGUACAAAACUAUUUUGUAAGCACACAUGGCAUAAUUUUUAUGUUGGAUUGUUUCCUUUCUACACAGAUAUAAAGUUGUCUUCUUAUGGCAAAUGUUAUUUAUGUAUGCAACAAGACAACAAUUUUGUUUCUCAUUGAUGUUGAAUCAUUUCCUCAUAGAAUUUUGAUUUUUAUGAUACCCAUAGAUUUAAAGUUGUUUCUUGAGGUGUGCUUGUGUGACUCUCAUACUCCUAGAACAGAUAAAUGUUUAAAUUCCAAUAAAGUUAAGAAUCUCAGAGAACUUAACUUGUUUUAACCACAUCCUAGUAUGUUAAUGCUCGUCUAACUCAUGUCAUUAAUUAGAAUUUUUUAAUUAACCUUUUCGCUCAUGUUUUUUAAUUAGGUGUAUCAGAGUUUGCUCAAAUUUAUGAAUUGAUAAUGGUAAUAAAGUUAGGGUUGAUUAUCAAGUUUGAUCAGGUUUAUUUCAAAGCUUUUAGACAGAAAACAUUUACCUCUAGAAAAGAAUAUGUAGUCGUCUUCAAUCUAUUUUUUUAAACACUAAUUUGUUUUUCAUUAUGGAUGUGCGAUUGUUUGUGAUAUUUUUUCCUCACAACUUAAACCUGUUUAUAUAUUUAUUGUAUUAAUGCAAUCAUUUUUAUACUACCUUAAAAAGUAAGUGAUAGUCUACAAUUUAGGUAAAAGAAUAUGUUAAAGAACAAAGAGCCAACUACCCUCUCUUAUGUACAUUUUUAGAAAAAAAUUCUGUAUAUUUAGUAUCAGAAUCAGCAUUUUUUUUAAUGAAUGUAUAUUUAAAACUUGAGUAAAAUAAGAGGGUUUAGGUGUGUAUAUUUUGCCAUAUAUAGAUUUGGGUUCCAAAACUGAAACAAUGCAAUCCUCAGACUUAUCACCCAAUCCAUUUUCUCUCUUAUUUAAAAAAAAAAGUGUUCAAUCUCGCUUUCAUUGAAUGAAUGUUGCAAUUAUUAGUGUGGAGCAAAUUAACUUUUCUUUACACUAUACAAUAUUGCAAUUUUUUUUUUAUUUAAAUGAAAUGAAUGUUUUAGCCUGUUAGAUAAUUUUAGCGAUGCCAUUGUUAAAUGCCAUCCAAAUAGCUUACUUGUACAACUAUUAAUCUGAAUGACCAGUACAUGAUCACUGUAUCUUUUACUUUGUGAUUACUGGGUUUUUUCUUAAUUCCUCUUUGCACAUAAUUGGUCAGAUAUUUGGAUUUAAAAUUUUUCAGAACAAUGCAUGUUAUACAUGCUAUCUACAUGAUGCGUAUUUAAUAUUUUUUUCAAAUACCACAUUUUUUAACAUCAUUAAAAAAAAAAAAGAUUAAAGUUCAAUUGUUUUAAAUAAAACGUUUGCCAUGUACACAAGUAAAAAUGAUUUUUAAAGAAAUGUUUGACUUGUUUUAUUCUCUCAUGUCACAGCAUGAUGUAUAUAAAAUAAUUCCAAUUACACUCAUAAAUCUAGAUGAAAACUUCACAUGCCUGCUUUACUUAUAUCUCAAAUGAGUUUUUAUCUUUAAGUAUCCUCUAUUAUUAAAAAAAAAAGCAAUUAACUUU